Messenger RNA from Ctenopharyngodon idella (grass carp), 2420 nucleotides. RefSeq names its product bloodthirsty-related gene family, member 9 (gene btr09). Lineage: Eukaryota; Metazoa; Chordata; Actinopteri; Cypriniformes; Xenocyprididae. The record is from RefSeq and is a predicted model, not a curated record. Gene Ontology annotation, molecular function: zinc ion binding; protein binding.
UAAUGUAGGUGGGUACCUGGGCGGGAGCUUUCAGUGAAAUGAAACUAAACUGAAAAACAACAAAAUGAAAACCUUUUAUAAACGGUUUUUACUUUAGACAACAGUAUGUUUGUUCAUCCAUUCGUACGUAAGAUGUAUGAGAGCGCCGCUGACACUCACAGGGCAAAAGCAAUGGCAGAAUCUCCAAAACCAAGAGAGACCAGGAGUCUGGAUUUAUCUACAUCCCUGACAUUCUCCAUUGAUCCCCUGACUGAGGAGCUCCAGUGUUCCAUCUGUCUGGAUGUGUUCACCAAUCCAGUCACCACUCUAUGUGGACACAACUUCUGCGAGAUCUGCCUAAAAGAAUGCUGGGACAACCGUCAGGACUACAGCUGCCCAAUAUGUAAAAAGACAUUCAACCAAAAACCUGAGCUAAAGGUCAAUAUAACACUCAGAGACAUUGUAGAUCACUACAAAAAGAGAAAUCAUCUGAAAAUACCUUAAGUGUUGUGUGACAUCUGUACGGUGACAAAACUGAAAGCCCUGAAGUCGUGCCCUGCGUGUCAGAGCUCUUACUGUAAGACUCACCUGGAGUGUCAUUUCAAAGUUCCAGGUUUAAAACAACACAAACUGAUCAACCCUGUAAAAAAUCUCCAGGAUCAUUUAUGUCAGAAACACGACAGACCUCUUGACCUGUUCUGUAGAGAUGAUCAGACAUGUGUGUGUGUGAUCUGCACUGUGACCGAUCACAAGACUCACAAAGAGGAGAGUAAAGAGAAGAAGAUUCAGGUGAAGAAGACACAGACAGAUGUGCAGCAAAUGAUUCAGGACAGAAUGAAGAAGACUGAAGAAAUCCAACACUCAGUAAAGCUGAGAAAAAAAAACACUGAAAAAGAGAAAGCAGACUGUGUUGAGCUGUUCACGGAUCUGAUCCGCUCCAUUGAGAGAUGUCUGUCUGAGCUGCUGGAAGUGAUGGAGCAGAAGCAGAAAGCAGCAGAGAAGAAGGCUGAAGAGCUCAUUAAAGAGUUAGAGCAGGAGAUCACUGAACUGAAGAGGAGAGACACUGAGCUAGAGCAGCUCUUACACACUGAGGAUCACCUGCAGCUCCUACAGAAUUAUCCAUCCCUGUGCAGCCCGUUAGACACCAAGAUCUGGACUGGGAUCAGUAUUAACACUUGUGUGACUGAGCUCUGCACUCUGGCUGAGCUGCAGGACACUCUAGACAAGAAACUCAAUCAAAAUGUGAUGAAGAGGAUCCAGCAGUGUGCAGUGGAUGUGACUCUGGAUCAUGACACGGCACACCCUGAACUGAUCCUAUCUAAAGAUGGAAAACAAGUGCGACAUGGAAACGUAAAGCAUGACCACCCACACAAUGACAAGAGGUUUGAUAAAUAUAUCAUUGUCCUGGGAAAGGAGGGCUUUUCCUCAGGGAGGUUUUAUUUUGAGGUGCAGGUAAAGGGAAAGGCACAGUGGAAUUUAGGUGUGGCAAGGGAAUCCAUUAACAGGAAGGGGGAGCUGCACCUGUGUCCUAAGGAUGGAAACUGGACUUUGUGGCAAAGUAGUGGAAACAUGUAUCAAGCUUGUGAGUCUUCCCGCUCUCUCUCCCUGAAUGUGAAGCCCCAGAAAGUGGGUGUGUUUGUGGAUUAUGAGGAGGGACUAGUCUCCUUUUAUGAUGUGAAGUCCAGGUCUCAUAUCUACUCUUUCACUGAGAAACUCUAUCCAAUUUUAAGCCCUUGGACUAGUGAUAAAGGUAAAAAUUUAGCACCACUUAUCAUCUCACCUGUCAGUUACAAUGAAUAAAUUACACCCAAGUAAGAGGUCCUGGAUGAAAAUGAAUUUUUUUUUUAAUAGUAUAUAAUCAUGAACCUGAAUCAAGAAAUAUGUAUGUGCUUUUGCUUAAAGAAUUAAAGGAUGUACAUUCUUAAUUUUUUUUUUUUUUUUUUCAGCAUUUUUGUAGAAAAUUAUUUUAUGCAUGUCGUAGUGAAAUGAUGCGAUGCUGACCUGUAAAGAAUCAUUCCUGUAAUGCACACUUUUUCCUUUUUCACUUAUUGCCUGGCAUAACAAUAAAUUGGAACUUUAUCCAUUACAUAUCUUUCAUUUAUUUAAACAGGUUUACAUACAAUGUCUAGAACACAUAUCACUGUAAAUAGUGAGUCAGUGUGGCAAGCAGGCCGCAGCCCAGAGCUGUGGGAACGGAGCGAGGCCGGUGGUGCCAGUGCUAAUGAGCAUCACCUGUGCUCCACAUCGGCAAAAAGCACACCAGUCUUGACUCCCACGGAGGAACUCCAGAAGGAUAAAAGGAGGAGCGACGACAGUGAAGGAUGAGAAAGGCCUGGACUUUGUUGUUUUGUUUUAGUUGGGGCAGUCGCCCGUGAGGGGCUGCCACUUCACUUUCGUUUUGAUGUUUGUUUAUUCUGUCAUUAAAAGUUAUGUUUAACGUU